AAGCCAGAGCAGUGUACAAGACCUGCUUUUAGCCCAUGUCUCUCUUUCUUAAUAACCCGCACGCACACAAAAGGCAAUCAUGAAAAUGGGACUGUAGUUGGCUAGACCACACCCCCUGCCUGCCGCUACUGGCUCCAGCUCCUUACACCUCUCUCUGACAAAAAGAAACAGAGAGAAAGAGACAGCGGGCGUAUGAGAGAGCCGAUGAGCAUGGCUCAAAACCAAACAGCUCUGUGUGUCACACUCGAAUACAUCGCAUCCACAGCUAGGACCUAGGCGCGGAUCGUCGCUUUCAAGACAAGCGCAACAUCGGAGAGAGAUAUUACGCAUGGUUCUGAUAGAGAAUGAAUGCGCCGCUGUAUCCAGCAAUCCCAAAACGCCGGGUUGGUCUCAUUUUGCCACCAUUAGAGCAUCACUUGAAUUACCAUAAGGGAGCGACGAGAACCGAGCACAGUAGAAACAACGUCUUUACAACUGAGGAAUAAGAGAUUUUGCUCAAAUGAUUGAAUAAUUUACUUUUGAUCAAAAUCCAAAUAUUUUCAUUUAUUUGGAGGUGUAAUUCUAAGGACACAUAUAUUAAAGCACUUUGAUAGCCAUCAUUAGGUCUACUUGGAUUUGAUCAUAUUGACACUUUGUUAGUAAUCAUGAUGGAAACUGCUUCAAAAGCGCGUCGGCUGUCCAAUGUGUCCAACGUGUCCAAUAUGUCCACGUCCAGCGCUGGGACUGAGGUAGGACAGAGCGAUGUUCAGAUUUGGGGGGACAGACCUUUACCUGUCGACUACCUUGGUGACAUCUCAAUCCUGGAUGAAGGGAGAUGGUCUAACUCUGGCGUGAAGAAACAUCACCACAAGCACAACCUGAAGCACCGCUACGAACUGCUGGAGACAUUGGGGAAAGGGACAUACGGCAAAGUGAAGAAAGCCAUCGAGAGACAAUCCGGCAAAGUGGUGAGUUUUAGCCAACGGCUAAUCUCCAAUGGAACUUGGUGUGUUACAACAAGUGAAUAACACCAUUAUAAUGUAGUUUGUGAUUUAAGAACAUCAACAUACAACGAAUGACAACUGAAUAUAGUGAUAUUUUGGUGUUUUAUUGAUAAAUAUUCAUAAACACAUGUUUAUGGUGUGUCAAUCAGAAAUCCCAAGGUCACUAUAGUCAGUGUCAACUCGCGCACCCUGAUGAUGCCACGUGGGAUUUCAGCUUUCCAAUUUAAAGUCAGUAAUGAGCCGAUUUAAUGUUGUUUUAUGGCCAUAAUUACACACUUGGUUUCAGGAGACAAAAUCAGUUGUAUUGCCUCAGAGGUCACACUGCUUAUACAAGAUGAGUCAAAGGUCAGUUUAAAAAUACAUUGGGGUCCAUGUAGCUAAAUUAAGUUUAUAUUUAUAACAUGUGUUUUCAGUGUUACCAGACCUCAGAAGAAUGAGUCUCUUGUCUAAUUCUGUUGACUUUAACUUAUGAGUUUUGAUGAGCUGAGAUGCAUGAAUAAAAGUAAAAAUGUUUUGUCCCACUGAACAUGCACUGACAAAUCCAUUUAAUGAUCCACCUUGAACCACCUGUAGCCAUGAGGUGAAUUAUAGUGAUCAUAUUUCAGGUAUUUUGUUGACUAGCACUAAAAUAGGUCUAGUGGGUUACUCAGCCUCUGUACUGUGUGAAGAGACAGUGGGAGAGAGAGCGCGAGCGAGAACCACACACACUUAAAGAGAGAGCAGAGAAAGAGAGAGAUGCUGAGGGUAUUAUUUGACCUCUGGUCACCCCCUGGCUGGGCAACUAGAACUAUCCAAGUGUGAGGUAUGCAGGAGGAAAGUAGCCAGUCUGGUGGGUGUGUUUCCUCGGACUGACUAACACCUAGCUGUGAAGGAAGCAGAGGCUCUUGGAGGGGUUACGUGUGGGGUGCAGACACACACACACAAACCCACAUAGAUGUAUACACACACACACACACACAAGCCGAGAAGUUCUCACUUGGUCGCUGUAUUGAUGAGGUACCUAAUGACUUCAAACUGUAUGAACAGAAUGAAGACGAGAGAGAGAGAGACAGAGAGAGAGAGAGGGGGGGAAAGGCUACAUUCUCACUGGUUAUCCUGAGUAGCCAAGAAGAGCAGACACCACAUAUAUACCGUACCCUUCUGUGUGGGCUUUGUCAGGCAUAGAAAUGCCUCCCUGUCCAUGUGUAAGAGGUCUGGAGACAUGACUGGUUUAGGACACCCUGCUUACUAGACAGAGAGAGAGAGAGAGAAUGAGCCAGUGAGUGUGAACACACAGACAAUACAAACAGAAGUCUGGAUGGAAUAGUUUGGGGAUUUUUAGGCCUUGGUGACUCAUUGAGAUUAGUUGCUAUAAAACCACCAGCAUAGCGUACAGUCUCCUGGCUGCUACCAUGCAAGAGCAUUCAGUCUCCUGGCUGCUACCAUGCAAGAGCAUUCAGUCUCCUGGCUGCUACCAUACAAGAGCAUUCAGUCUUCUGGCUGCUAACAUACAAGAGCAUUCAGUCUCCUGGCUGCUACCAUGCAAGAGCAUUCAGUCUCCUGGCUGCUACCAUACAAGAGCAUUCAGUCUUCUGGCUGCUACCAUUCAAGAGCAUUCCGUCUCCUGGCUGCUACCAUGCAAGAGCAUUCAGUCUCCUGGCUGCUACCAUGCAAAAGCAUUCCGUCUCCUGGCUGCUACCAUGCAAAAGCAUUCAGUCUCCUGGCUGCUGCCAUACACGAGCAUUCAGUCUCCUGGCUGCUACCAUUCAAGAGCAUUCAGUCUCCUGGCUGCUACCAUGCAAGAGCAUUCCGUCUCCUGGCUGCUACCAUACAAGAGCAUUCAGUCUCCUGGCUGCUACCAUGCAAAAGCAUUCAGUCUCCUGGCUGCUGCCAUGCAAGAGCAUUCAGUCUCCUGGCUGCUACCAUACAAGAGCAUUCAGUCUUCUGGCUGCUACCAUUCAAGAGCAUUCAGUCUCCUGGCUGCUACCAUGCAAGAGCAUUCAGUCUUCUGGCUGCUACCAUACAAGAGCAUUCAGUCUCCUGGCUGCUGCCAUACAAGAGCAUUCAGUCUUCUGGCUGCUAACAUACAAGAGCAUUCAGUCUCCUGGCUGCUACCAUGCAAGAGCAUUCAGUCUUCUGGCUGCUACCAUACAAGAGCAUUCAGUCUCCUGGCUGCUACCAUGCAAAAGCUUUCCGUCUCCUGGCUGCUACCAUGCAAGAGCAAGGUAGAGUGGGACUCUGAGUCAGUCAAUCAUGAUACACAUGGUUGAGUCGCCAUUAGUGUGUACGUCUAAUCUGUUGUGUCUGUCUGUCUGACUGACUGAACAUUUGUGUACCCACCAUGAACCUUUUUUCCCUAUAGAGACAUAAAGCACAGUCAUAUGGUGGAGGGUUGAGAGAGCCUUUAGAUUGAAUGUUAUUUAAUUAUGCCACUUUCCCUGGCCUGGUCUGGUCUGGUCUGGUAAUGUUGUUAUCAAGGCAGUGAGAGGAGCAGGUUGACAGGGUCAGCCAAGCAGCAGGAAGGGAACACUUCUAUGUUGACCUGUCAGGGGAGUGUGUGUAAGUGUGUGUGAGUGUGUGUGAGUGUGUGUAAGUGUGUGUGUGUGUGUGCGUGUGUUCUGCGGCAGCUUCUCUGAAUAGAUAGCUAUUUCAGAGAAAGGUCUAAGGAGAGAGAGAGAGAGACAGCGAGAGAGGGAGGGGGGGGGGGGGGGGGGGGGGGGGGGGGGGGGGGGGGGGGUGGGGGGGGGGGGGGGGGGGGGGGGGGGGGGCUGUGUGUAGCUGCUGUGUUAGUCUGGUGUGUACAUCACAAUAAAUCCCCCAGUAGGAUCUCUCCUCUCAUCAUUCUCAUCAACCCUGUGUUUACCAUUACCUCUAAUGACCAUGCUGUGAAUAGCAGCGCCUGCUAUGGAGAGCCUCCUGUCCACUCCACUGUACUGACGCAGGGCAUACCUUUUCCCUAAACAGCCUGCCUGUAAACCAACACACCUGGUUCCUACCACAGACAAAGCCCUGGUCUGUAUGUGUGACAGUGAUAGCGCUUCUUCUUCUCUUAUACCCCGAGGCUAAAGAGCACACACGAACGAACACACACACACACGCUUGCACACACACACACACACACCCACACACACACACACUGCACCAAAACACACAGAAACACACACACCCACGCACACGCACACACACACAGUACACCCCACUGAGCCCAGUCAGCCAGCUGUUGUAUGGCCCAAACGGUGGUUGUGACUAACGAUCCAUAACCCUGGGCUGGAGGGGUAAGGGUGUGUCCAUCCUGUCUACCCAGAUGUACAGUAGGCAGGGAUCACCAUUCACUAUCACCACAAUAGACUAUUCAUGAGUUUAGGGAUGCGUCCCAAAUGGCACCCUUUGGUCAAAAGUAGUGCACUAUAUAGGGAAUAGGGUUCCAUUUGGGACACACACUAGACUUUCACUGUAAUGAAGGAAGGACUGAGAACCUAUUCAAUAUAGUUCUGUUCUCUGUAUUGCCUUUAAUAACUUGCAAUAUGCAACUGUAACCACAUUCUACGCUCCGUUUAUAACCCAUUUAACAUUUUACGCUCCGUUUAUAACCCAUUUAAAACAAACACAACUUAUAUUUAAGUUGAACACAACCAUAUCACACGAUUUGUAACCAUAAUACAUGAUUUGUAACCAUAAUACAUGAUUUACAACCAUAUCACACGAUUUGUAACCAUAAUACAUGAUUUACCACCAUAAUACAUGAUUUACCACCAUAAUACAUGAUUUGUAGACAUCCAAGGCACCAUUGUUUUUCAACAGUGUUGAGUCUAGAGGCAAACACCUUAGUAGCUAGCUAGCCACACUUUGUUAGGAAAGUGGAAAUCCAAUUUAACACAUACAGGGCAUUAACAAUACUAAUAUUAUUACACAUGAUGUAAUAGAGUCUUAUCAGACGUGUUGCAUAAUGUCCUGAUACAGCUGCUGCCAGCCUCCCACUAUGUCUUUUUGGGACGGGGGGAAUUUUUCACUUCCAUACACUUGACUGUGUUCCAAAUGGCACCCUAUUCCCUAUAUAGUGUACUACGUUUGACUAGCUCUGGUGAAAAAUAGUGCACUAUAUAGGGAAUAGGGUGCCAUUUGUGACACAUAGUUUGUCAAAAGGGGCGAUAAAAACUCUUCUCCCUAAAAAGGAGUGAUGGAUAUGGUGCCAUGAGUGACGCAGGGAAUAAGGAAGUACAUCUCACCGGAACUUCCUGUCCCUGUCGGCUGACUCAUAACCCACACACAACCUGUCAAUUGAGCCCACUGCUAUGGUGAACCCCACAAAUGACCUUAAAACAGUCACAGAGAUAGGGUCUAUGCUGGGGAUAUUUGCUGGGGAUAUUUCCUGUCCCAUUUAGCAAGGCUAAUGUCAUUCCACGAGUGACGUGUGGAACCAGCAGGGUCUGUUUGAGACACUGUAGAGCAGUGGUUCUCAACUCCAGUCCUCCAGUACCCUCAACAGUACACAUUAUGUAGAGCAGUGGUUCUCAACUCCAGUCCUCCAGUACCCUCAACAGUACACAUUAUGUAGAGCAGUGGUUCUCAACUCCAGUCCUCCAGUACCCUCAACAGUACACAUUAUGUAGAGCAGUGGUUCUCAACUCCAGUCCUCCAGUACCCUCAACAGUACACAUUAUGUAGAGCAGUGGUUCUCAACUCCAGUCCUCCAGUAUCCUCAACAGUACACAUUAUGUAGAGCAGUGGUUCUCAACUCCAGUCCUCCAGUACCCUCAACAGUACACAUUAUGUAGAGCAGUGGUUCUCAACUCCAGUCCUCCAGUAUCCUCAACAGUACACAUUAUGUAGAGCAGUGGUUCUCAACUCCAGUCCUCCAGUACCCUCAACAGUACACAUUAUGUAGAGCAGUGGUUCUCAUCUCCAGUCCUCCAGUACCCUCAACAGAACACAUUAUGUAGAGCAGUGGUUCUCAACUCCAGUCCUCCAGUACCCUCAACAGUACACAUUAUGUAGAGCAGUGGUUCUCAACUCCAGUCCUCCAGUACCCUCAACAGUACACAUUAUGUAGAGCAGUGGUUCUCAACUCCAGUCCUCCAGUAUCCUCAACAGUACACAUUAUGUAGAGCAGUGGUUCUCAACUCCAGUCCUCCAGUACCCUCAACAGUACACAUUAUGUAGAGCAGUGGUUCUCAACUCCAGUCCUCCAGUACCCUCAACAGUACACAUUAUGUAGAGCAGUGGUUCUCAACUCCAGUCCUCCAGUACCCUCAACAGUACACAUUAUGUAGAGCAGUGGUUCUCAACUCCAGUCCUCCAGUAUCCUCAACAGUACACAUUAUGUAGAGCAGUGGUUCUCAACUCCAGUCCUCCAGUACCCUCAACAGAACACAUUAUGUAGAGCAGUGGUUCUCAACUCCAGUCCUCCAGUACCUGUAUUUAUGUGGCUCUCAAGACAUUGGGAGUCACACACACACACACACACAGCUGUGUAAAAUGGAACAUCUAUUUGUAUCUAGCCUCAUAUAGCAUCUGUUGUCUCCAGUGGGCUGGCUGCGUGUCCUUCCAUAAACCUAGUUUCUCUCUUCAAGGUUGUGGUACUACUUCACCAUCCAUCCUCUCCUCCUCCUCCUCCUCCUCCUCUGAGAGAGAGAGAGAUAUUCUUGAGGGUCUUGGCCCAGUUAGAGACACAGCCAGGUUAUUUUCCACUACCAGAGGACGGGACACUGCUGAUGAGCUUUAUGUAAGACCUAGAAAAAUCUAAGGUUUAUGAGCACAUAAGAGCUAAAUAGUAUUUAUUUCCUCUCGCAGGGGACUGGACAAGUUUUACGACUCUUACAAGACCUGAAACUAUAAAGAGUUUGCAAACAUAAGAACAAAAGUGAAUUGACCACACACAAGUGAGAAUAUACCACAGAGAUAAACUAUGAUACAGUAUUACUUUUGCGGUAAAUUCAUCUCUUCCUAUAGCCGCUGUAUCUGUGGAGCGUCAUGAGUCUGGCAAUCGAGAAUAAUACUAUGUUGAAGACCUGAGACAUGCACCAUGCUGCUCCUCUGAUCUCACUGACACAGGGGAGGAUAAGCCAUUGGGGGAGACCAUUCUGCUAAACGCUGAGCUGUUGUAUUGAUCCAGUAUUGAUCAUCUGUUAGUUUCUCGUGACAGAUGAUAACAUUUAAACGUUAAGUCUGUUAAUGUCAUCAGGUCCUGUCAAAAUACAAGGGUCACUCCAACACAACAUGUCCACAGUGGACUCAGAUAACUGUGUGUGUGAAGUCCUCUGCGGUCACGCUCUAAUCAGUGAUCACAUUUCUGUUGUGUGAUCUGUCGUCAGUGUGUGAUGAUGUGAUGUUCUCUCUCUCUCUUCUGUCAGGUGGCCAUUAAGUCCAUCAGGAAGGAGAAGAUCAAGGAUGAUCAGGACAUGGUUCACAUCCGCAGAGAGAUCGAGAUCAUGUCCUCCCUCAAACACCCUCACAUCAUCUCCAUCUAUGAAGGUAGGUCUGAGAGAGAGAUGGAGCGAGAGAGAGAAAGAGAUGGAGAGAGAGACAGAGAGAGAGAGAGACGGAGCGAGAGAGAGAGAGAGACAGAGCGAGAGAGAGACGGAGCGAGAGAGACAGAGCAGUGAGUGUGUUCAUUUGUUUGCCUUUGCUCAUACUGCACUGUAAAGCGAGUCAGAAGGGAACAUUGGAGAGAUUCCACUGAAGAUUCCUCAUCCCUCUGUCUCCACUAUCGCCAAGCGCAACAUCUGUGGAUGUUUACUAUGAUGUCGGCUGCUUACUUAGGAACAGGGAACACACACACGACUGAGAGACCAAGUGUUACCCAAAACAAAGCCAAAUAACACCCUUAAUAACUAAGGCCUCAUUCCACUGACUUUGUACUCAAAUAGCAGAAAUAUAAUUUUAUUUGUAUAUUAAGUACAUCUGUCUGGAUAAUUUGAACAUUGAGUAUAUUUGGAUGUGAAGGCUGUCAGUGUAUUGGUGCCUUGCUGGUGUGUGUCUAUCAUUGUGAAACCACAUAGGUUCUUUGAGGGCAGGCAGCAGUACCAUCUCUGUGUUCUGCACAGUAUCUGUCAUCAACUGUUCAACAGAGUCUUUAAAGGAUGAAUACUACAUUUGUUUAUUGUUUUGGUUUGGACCGAGCCCAGAAAGCCCUGGAAACCUAUAGACACACACUUAAUAAAGUUUAUAUGGCCUCGUCCCGGUGUCACCUGAAUAAACGUCCCCCUGCGUUAGGUAAAGCAGAAGCAUAUGUAUAGAUGGUUCCUAGUGAUGUACAUCCACUCUGGGAUUGAGCAGCAGUCAGCAGCAUGUUGGAAGGAGGUUUUAAGUGCGUCACCAUGCUUCUUAGAUCAUCACUUAGAACCUAAUUUGGCCCAAGACUGAGAGAGGGGAGAGGGAUGGAGAGAGAGAGAGAGACAGAGACAGAAACAGAGAGAGAGAGAGAGAUGACACAAAGAGAAAAGAGAGAGAGAGAGAGAGAGAGAGAGAGAGAGAUGUCAAUAGAUAGAGUUGGGAAAAGAAAGAUAAGAAAAAAAGAGAUCGAAUAAAGAGAUAGAGAAAGAGUUUAUACUGUAUCCAGUUCUGCAGGCCUAUGUGACCCUUCACAGUGGCAGGGUUGGAGACAUGAUGUAUCCAGUUCUACAGGCCUAUGUAACCCUUCACAGUGGCAGGGUUGGAGACAUGAUGUAUGCAGUUCUGCAGGCCUAUGUGACCCUUCACAGUGGCAGGGUUGGAGACAUGAUGUAUCCAGUUCUACAGGCCUAUGUAACCCUUCACAGUGGCAGGGUUGGAGACAUGAUGUAUGCAGUUCUGCAGGCCUAUGUGACCCUUCACAGUGGCAGGGUUGGAGACAUGAUGUAUGCAGUUCUGCAGGCCUAUGUGACCCUUCACAGUGGCAGGGUUGGAGACAUGAUGUCUUUGGACCCCCAGUAUUUUGGGGCCUGA
This is a messenger RNA of Coregonus sp. 'balchen', 8885 nucleotides long. The record is from the annotation of a GenBank genome assembly. Lineage: Eukaryota; Metazoa; Chordata; Actinopteri; Salmoniformes; Salmonidae.